Messenger RNA from Closterium sp. NIES-65, 1041 nucleotides. Lineage: Eukaryota; Viridiplantae; Streptophyta; Zygnematophyceae; Desmidiales; Closteriaceae. The record is from the annotation of a GenBank genome assembly.
AUGAAACGAUUUGAAAGCCCGGACGGGAGGUCGACAGGGGCCAUUCUCAUGCGCGCAGGCAAGGCGGCACAGGAGCCGUCCAGCACGGGGGGCCGGAAGGUGGACCGUCUCUUGGCAUCGUGGCUGCACUGCCCGCUCCCCAUGGCCUCUCUCGCUUUUGUCACACUCACAGUGCUCAUGGGACCGGCCACUGAUGCCCCCCACCUGCUCUUUGAAUUUAUCUUCUCCGGCCCUCCCGUCGACCAAUCGGCUGUUGCCACGCUGCAGCACUCUGGUUCCGCUGCAGCUGCUCAUGCUGCCCAUGCUGCUAGCGCUGCCCAUACCGCUGGCGCUGCUCAUGCUGCUAACGCUGCCCAUGCUGCCAGUGCAGCUGGCGCUACUUCUGCUUCUGCUGAAGAUGCAGGAGGGGGAACUGCUGCCUCCCCGGUUCCUGCUGUAUCCUCAGCGUUCAACCAGCUGACAGUGGUGAUGGAUGUGAUUGCACGGAAGGACCUUGUAGCAGAUGCAGAGUACAGGCAGCGAGUCUAUGAGACCUCUCAGCUGGCUCGUCUGUGGGCGCAGUGUGCUGCGGACAAGAGGCUUGAGCCGUUCUCCCCAGCCACACUCUUCCUGCGUGCUGCUCUCUCCCCAACUGCGCUGCUCUUCUCGCUCAAGCCUACUCCAACCACCACCAGCGACAGCAGUAGUUCUGUUGUAGUGACUGACGCCUCUCCUGGCAAACCAAGAGCAAGCAGUGAGAAGCCAGCACACUCUGGAGCUGUCCCACAGCAGCAGUCAGCAGGUCCACAUGAGAGUGCUGAUUGGCUGACUGAAACAGUGGAAGAAACUGUUUGCCCUCUUGCAAAGGAUGUGCUGUCUUCAUGGUUGGAAGCUGCUGGCAGUGCAAAAGCUGUUGGAGGGGAAGAUGAGCAGCACGUGCUUCUGGCGAGAGAUAAGGCGAUUGUGCAGUGUGGCAUCCAAGUGGAUCUGACCAGUAAUCUCCCGCGUUUGUUUGGGCAGAAAAUCACCGACGAAAUUGUGGAUGUGUUUAGGAACCUGUAA